GGCCGGGUCGUCAGAAAAUUUCAAACCCCUCGCCGGAAAACCGCGCAAAAACCCUACUUUUUGAUUUUUUCGGCCAUUUUUUGUCAUCUUUUCACCAAACCAACAACAAACCCACCAUUCCUCCCCCAAAAUCGGCCUAUCCCUCCAUUUUGAGGAGAUUUGUCCGACGUUUUUGUCGCCGGAGGCGAUUUCCGGUGAGACUCCGGCGAGGCUCCGACGAGCACUUCCGGGCACUUUUUCGGCGUUUCGUCGCUUCCAUCCCCUUCCCCUCAUCAUCCCCUACACCUCUACUUGAGUCUCCAGGUUUGAUUUUGCCCUUAACUAUGUUAAUUGUGGAGAAUUGGGUGUUAGGGUGCAUGUUUAGAGAACCUCAUUGAAUCUUGUGAUUUUUGUGCAAUUGAUUGAGGGGAAUGCAUGGAGUGUGUUUGAAUUGUGUUGGGUAAAGUCCCUCUUGAUUGUUUGAGCCCUUGUGUGCAAGAAUUGUGCCAAUUUCAUGUUUACCUUAAUAGUGCACACAAGUUGUUCGAUGAAAUGCCUGUUUUCGUACCAUUUUGUGGGGGUCGGUUGGGACCCUUAAUGAUGUGCUUUGAGGGUGUAUUUGGUAUGGAUGUGAACCUUAAGUUGCCUAUUUUAUCGUGAAUGUGCACCCCCACUCAGAUUAUGCUUGAUUUAUCGAGUUUCUGACCCCCGAACUAUGGAUGAAACCAUGGUUAGGCUGUUUUUCUGUUCUUCAGUGUGGGGGUGUGAUUAACAUUUUUCUUGGCUGUUUUGGUUCCACUUUGGGCUGUUCUUUUGCAGGAUCAUGUCGAAGCCCAACCUCCGACAUCAGUAUGUUCAAGACUUGAGAAGGGCGCCCCACCGGGAUCGUUUUCAGAACGUCCUGGCCUGCAAGUUUGGGCAGCACCAUUACUGGUCGAAGCGCGAGUUGGAAAAGCUCAACUGCUACGAGCACCUCGCCCUCGUUGUCACCAACAAAUACUGGCGCCGCCUGCUCAGCAUCCGCGCGACGGUUUACCAUGAGCUCGUGCUUGAGUUCUACACCACCUUCAGGCACGCAGCCACGGAUGAUUGGAAGGAUGAAGCUGCAGUCCAGUUCCGACUCGGGGGUGAACCACGCUCUAUGAGUUACAACGAGCUGGCGGACGCCCUGGGCCUCAACUUGGUAAAUGACAGGAACUUCAUCACAGAGGUCGCCGAGCCAGUAGGGGUGGACUUCGGGAGGCUGUACUACAGCCUCGCUCGGCCACGUCAGCUUCCCUUCAAGGCGGGCAAGACGAAGGCCACCACAUUGCAGCUCGAGAACCGUCUCCUCCAUCACCUGCUGGCCAAGUCUUACACCCCCGCCUCAGACAGUGCCAGCGCCAUCACCAAGAGAUCCCUGUACUUCAUUCAGUCCAUGCGCCAGAGGGAUCAUCCCCUGCACUUGGGCUCGGUGGUGGCGAGGACCUUCGAGAAGAGUGCUUCUGAGCUGAAGAGACUACACUGCACUCCUCUCAUCACCUGCCUGGCAGAGUAUUUCCAGAUAUCCCUGCAGGGGUGCACGGAGCAGGGAGCGACCACUCCCUUUGGCCGGGCUACGCUCACCAAGAUGCUAUUGCUUCGUGAAGAUCGAGGAGUCAUGUGGAUCGAGGGGUUUCCUCAACCCCAGAUUCCAGAGGCGGUCCAGCAGGAGGCUCCCGAGGGUGCGGCUGAUGAGGAGGUCCAGCCCGAGGACGUGGAUGACACUGCCGCCCGCCCCACCACCUUCGAGUACGGGGGUAGCAGUUCCAGUUUCCCGGGGCAGGAUUACUUCACCUCCCAGUUCGAGCAGCUGCGUCUCCAGAACCAGCAGAUCAUCGACCAUCAGAUGCAGUUCCAGCAGCAGUACGCGGCUCACCAGGCCGAGUACCACCAGAGGAUGGCGGGUUACGAUGAGAGAUUGGACCAGCUCCAGACCCAGCAGGGUGUGACUCUCGCCCACAUCGAGCGCGAGAGGCGCCGUUCACGGCAUAUGCAGGAGGUCCAGCAGCAUCUGCUCCAGCUGAUACCGGGCGAGCAGCCAGUUUGGAGGACUCCCUGGGAGGACUCUCCACUUCCACCUCCCCCAGCGGAUGGUGAUGAUGGUGCUGAUGGUGGUGACGCCUUCAUGAACGACAUCAACUUCGAUCUGGACGACCUCGGCGACGAGUAGGCUGUACUCGUUGCCCAUCUCAGUGUGUUUUGUUUUUCGUUUUAGACUUGUGUGUGUUUGCUCCAUGUGUGAGGAGCUUGAACUUAGUGUCGUUUGUUUUUGUUUUCGGUUUUCUUUUGUGGAUUGUUUUUGCUAUAGCCGUCUGGGCUAACACUUAUCCCUAACGCACAUUGUGCUAGUGUGUUCUUGGUGUUCGAUUCGUGCAGAACUGUCCAUCUUCCCGUUUGUUUCUCGCCGACUGGUCCACUUCCAGUCCCCCAGCAGUUUCAAUCCGGUAACAUCGUUCCCCUUCUCUAUUCCUCUGCUCCAUUGAGGGCAAUGUCGUGCUUAAGUGUGUGUGUGUGGGGGGGGGGGGUGCUUUGUAUCGAUUGGAAUGUAUAUAUGUGUGCUUGGAGCCUAGUCCACUGUCCAAAUCUCGAGAUUUGAGGGCUCCAAGUACUGCUGUUUGAUCAUAUUGGCAUUGUGUUUUGAUUGAUGAGUUGAAUGGUUUUCGGAUUGAUGCAUGACAGCUUGAUUUUGACUAGGACAACCGAUGAUGAGGACUAAGACGUGCAGUAGAGUGGUGUAGGGGUUCAGUUUUUCAACUGUUUGCUUACCAACUGUGACUUGGAUUGAUUACUUGUUCUUGACAGUCUCUUAUGCAUCUAGUUCAGGGUAUCAGAAUGUGAGAUAGAGCAUAUAGGUAGCCAUGUGAGAUUUGAGCCUGCUCGUUUCUUUCUUGUGCGAUAGAUCCCUCUUCCAUGAUGUGUAGCAUUCACGUUGUCACUAGCUAGGAUGAUGGGGGCAUAGGAUUAGCCCACGACCAAAUUUGACUGUCCUGAUGUGUCAUAUCCCCUAGUCAGCCCUUUGAGCCGUGUGUUAUCCUUUCUUUUUGGUCUAUAAUGGAAAAAAAAAUUACCCUGUUUGCAUCUUUUAGAAGGUUCCACAGAGUGGUUUUUACAUAUUCUCUGCUGUUUCUGCUAAAUUUGAUGUGAGUGUUGGAGGUAGUGCUUAAAAGUUGAGCUGGGCAGGUGUUUGAAAUAUGUGCAGAAGUGGUGGCUCUCUUAAGAAAUGAAAAGAAAAUGAAAGAAAAGCAAAGAAAAAUUGAAAGCAAAGAGAGCCACUACCAAAAAUCUGAAUAAUGCCCAGUAAGUAGUGUUUCUUAGCAGUCUGGCUUGGAAAUGCUGACAUUUUUACCUCCUUCGCUCUUGUGCUCUUGAGAUAUUGAGUAAUGCAGAAUAGCAGAAAGGAAAUACCGGUUUGUUUGACUGUGAUUGUUUGGGUUUGGAAAUGUGGAACCUUGUGCUAUGAAUACUUCCACCACCUAAAAGGCCUUUUCCCCAUGUCCAAGACCCUAGCCAGUCAUUUGAACCUGUGUCUAAGACCUCCUGAUUAGUAAGUGGUGACACCCAUAUGUGAACUCUAGCGUUUAGAGGCUGCCAUCAUGGUGAAGAGAUGUUAGGGAUUGAGAGAAAUAGCAUGCGCAUUUUUCGCAUCAAAUUGUCCUGACCCCACUGGUCGAGAGUGAGUGAUUCAUUUUCAUAUUCUAUAUACUCUUGUACCCCGGUGAGGACCUAGAUUGCUCGGUCUCUAUUCUGAUGUCUUGAGUUGGAUGCAUGAGUUGACUGUUUUGAGUAAGUGGUUGAGUCAAGUCUAGGUUGGUUGGUGAACAGAAAGGAGACUCUUCCUUUACUCAAUUUUGCUGCACUCGAAUGUCCUUUGUGGUGGUUGUCCAGGUUGCUAAUGAAGUUGCUCAUGUGUUGAUGUUUGGAAACCAGUUCGAUUCACGUGUUCUGUGCCGUUAUGACUUGUCCCCAAUGUUGAUUGAUUGAAAUAUGUAAGCUUACCUUGUGUCUGACUUGGUUUGCUUGGGGACAAGCAAACGGUUAAGUGUGGGGGAGUUUGAUAGACCGUUAAUUACACAUGUUUUUACCCAUGUUCUUACACCGUUUGAGAUGUGAUUUCUCGUGUUUUAGGCCGAUUUCACGCUAGGUUGUGCUUGUUUGUGAUAUUUCAGGUCCUAGUACGUGAAUGAAGGCUUGGGAGCGAGCUUGGGGUCGAUUGGAUGAAGAUCGGACGCGUGGCGAGGUACAAAGGAGGCCACACGGGCACACCCACAAAUCACAUGGCCGUGCAGCUCAUAUUUCUGGCCGUGUGUGUAUUGCCGAGAGCAAACACGGCCUGCCCUGACAUUUCACACGGCCGUGUGACAAAGUGCUCUGUCCGUGUGACUUUUGCCGUGAGCAUACACGGGCAGAUGGAAAUCAAACACGGCCGUGCCAUCCUGGCCGUGUGAGAAGCCUGAAGAUCGAACUUAAGUGAUACGGUGCGUUUUGACUCACACGGGCAACUGGGUAUGCCACACGGCCGUGUGGCCCUGCCCGUGUGAGUCGGGAUUUCCUGGUUUUAACACAAUUCCGGGCUGCAAGAGGGGGGAUCGAAUUCCUUGAGCAAAAACAGAGUUUUAGAGAGAGAAAGUGCGAAGAACUCACCCUAGAAGCCAUCUUGGAGCUGGGUUUCAUCAAAUCAAGCUUGGAGAUCGUCCUAGGAGUGGAAAUCAUCAUCCCGGAGCAGAUUUUCCUCAUCAUUAUGAGUAUGACUACUCCGAUUACUGUUUUCUUUUCUCUCUCUUUGGAGUAGAACCUCUCUCUCACUUGGGGAUGAAGAACCCUAGUUCUAUGUGUUAGGGGAUUGAUUGUAAUGACUUGGGAUGAUAUUACUGUUUGAUUAUAAUCGAAUGAUGCAUGUUUAUUGAGUCAAUUGAAGUCUGAUCAACUUUUCCUGAUUCCUGCUGCAAUCUGAGAUAGAUAGAAUCUGAUUAGGUUGCUAGAGUCUCAUCAUUCGAUAGUAGGAGAUUGGCUAUACGAGAGUUAGCCAGUUUACUGCUUUGUACUGGAAUCUAAUUCCAGUAGUGAAUUUCUGUUCUUACUGCUUCAGCUUUCUAUCCCGGUGAAGACUAGUCGUCUGCCGGGUAGUUAGACUGAGAGGGCUUGGUCAGCUUAAGAGAUUCCACGCUACUGUCGGAUCUUCCGCAGUUUAAUCAACAGUAAAUCAACCCAGGGUAAAUUGCAAUUGAAACCUAACUAAAGAGCUAGGGGGAUUCAUUCCCGAGUGACUCUUUCCUUCUUAAGAAAACCGAAUAAUUUCC
Molecule: messenger RNA, 5297 nt
Organism: Linum trigynum
Lineage: Eukaryota; Viridiplantae; Streptophyta; Magnoliopsida; Malpighiales; Linaceae
Source: the annotation of a GenBank genome assembly